AUGGCUGCAUCGUUCCCUCCCCCUCCCGUCAACACCAUUGACUGGGACAACAUUGGCUUCCAAGUCCGUGAAGUAAACGGCCACAUCGAAUCCACCUACUCCAAAAAGACGGGCCAAUGGACCUCCCCCAAAUUCGUCACCUCCCCUUACCUCCGUAUCCACGGCAUGGCUCCCGGUCUCAACUACGGACAACAAUGCUACGAAGGCCUCAAAGCCUUCCGCACCCCCGACGAUGCCGCUAUCACCAUCUUCCGCCCCUCGAUGAACGCAAAGCGUAUGCAACACUCGGCAUCGUUUGUCUCCAUGCCCGAAGUCCCCGUUGAGCAUUUCGAGCAUUGUGUCAAAGCUGCAGUGGCAUUGAACGCCGAAUACGUGCCUCCUGCUAGAACAGGUGCUGCCAUGUAUAUCCGCCCUUUGCUGUUUGGAAGUUCUGCGCAAUUGGGUCUGAGUCCGCCUGAAGAGUACAUGUUUGUGGUUUGGGUCUUGCCCGUCGGUGUGUACCAUGGUGUUCACUCUGUCCCUGCCCUCAUCCUUGAGGACUUUGAUCGUGCAGCCCCUCAUGGUACUGGCAGUGCCAAGGUCGGUGGAAACUAUGCGCCUGUGUUGAGAUUCAGUGAAAGAGCUAGGAAUGAUGGUUAUGGUAUUACACUGCACUUGGACUCGAGGACGAGGACGGAGAUUGACGAGUUUAGCACUUCUGCUUUCUUGGGUGUCAAGAAGGAUGGGGAGAAGACCACACUCGUUGUGCCGGAUAGUAAGAAUGUCAUUGAGAGCGUGACGGCGGAUAGUGUGUGUGAGAUUGCACGCAGUUUUGGCUGGACUGUUGAAAAGAGAGCUAUCAACUACGACGAACUCAAAUCCUUUGAUGAAGUCUUUGCGGCCGGUACAGCAGCCGCCCUCGUACCCAUCAAGAGCAUCACGAUGAAGUCCCGCAACGACACCUUCACCUACCUCGACUCUGACGAGCCUGGUCCUGCUUGCCUGAAAUUCCUCGAUCAUCUCAAGGGUAUCCAGACUGGACGUUACGAGGACAAGUUUGGCUGGAAUGUCAAGGUUGAGCAGGUCAAGAGGGAGGGGUAUGGGGCGGAGGAUGAGACUAAAGGGGGCAAUGUUGAUAUGAUUAAUGCUUGA
Aureobasidium subglaciale EXF-2481 is the source of this 1131-nucleotide messenger RNA. RefSeq lists its product as uncharacterized. The transcript is spliced from 4 exons. NCBI's taxonomy places the organism in Eukaryota, Fungi, Ascomycota, Dothideomycetes, Dothideales, Saccotheciaceae. Gene Ontology annotation, biological process: branched-chain amino acid metabolic process. The record is from RefSeq and is a predicted model, not a curated record. Gene Ontology annotation, molecular function: branched-chain-amino-acid:2-oxoglutarate transaminase activity. The coding region runs from base 1 to 1131 and encodes 376 amino acids.